Messenger RNA from Hevea brasiliensis (rubber tree), 1410 nucleotides. Its product is annotated as gibberellin 2-beta-dioxygenase 2. The record is from RefSeq and is a predicted model, not a curated record. Bases 107 to 1228 code for a protein of 373 amino acids. NCBI's taxonomy places the organism in Eukaryota, Viridiplantae, Streptophyta, Magnoliopsida, Malpighiales, Euphorbiaceae. The transcript has 2 exons.
GGACACGCACGUGUGACGUGCACAGGCUUCCUAUUAAUGCGCACACAACGAAAAUACAGAGUGUAGUGUCUGUGUCUCUCCCUUUCACAUUUAAGCCGCAAUCAUCAUGGCUUCUUCAGCUCAAAAGCAACACCAACACCUGCCAAAAAUCUACAGCACCACCUCAGCUCCACCACCAACGCCCUCGUCUCACACCCACCACGUCACCUCAGCCGCCGACGCUGAUGCUCUCUCCCGCCUCCUCCACCGCCUCCCUCCUACCCUUUCCCUUCCUACUCGUCGCUCUACUCCUGCCACCUCUCCCCCUGUCGUCUCCCUCUCUGACCCAAACUCUAGCGAUCUCCUCCUCUCUGCCUCUUCUCAACUCGGCUUCUUUCAAGUCACCGAUCAUGAUAUACCUUCUCAGAUAGCUAAAUCCUCCGAGUCGGAAUCGCUCUCUCUCUUUCAGCUCACUAGAGAUAAAAAAGAAUCGUACUUCCCCGAGAACUGGCCUUUGGGUUUUGAAGAUGAUGAAGAUGGAAAGAGUGAGUCGUUUUGGCUGGACGCAAACUGUUCCCCUGGAUCAACCGAGUUGAAGUUAUCUUCUCUGCACGAGUUAACUCGGGCUUUAGAGAAAGUUGGGCUGGAGAUUAUUGAAAUGCUUUCUCGCGAGGUGGGAUUUGAGAACCCGUUAAAGGAAGAUCCGACCCGAAUUUGUUCAUUAAUGUUGGUUCACGAGGGCUCAUACGAGGAUAAACCAGCUAUAUCGGGUGGGUUUUAUCCAUAUAUAGUUGGGUUACAAUAUCAAAUCCGGAGCCACAAGUAUUCGUUGCUGGCGGAUUCGGGUUGGGUUGCUGUGCAGCCUCAAGCGGACUCGGUUAUGGUCACCGUAGGCGACAUUGCUCAGGUGUGGAGCAAUGGGAGAUUGAAGAAAGUAAGAGGAAGACCACUGGCUUGCAUGGGAGAAGGCAAAAAUUCAAGCUCCAUAUCAAUGACAUUACUUGUGACUCUUCCUACAGAAAGCACAGUGUCACCCCUUCUUCCUAAGCCAAUUAUAAAUGAAGAAAAUGCCAAUAAUGAAAGUGAAGUUGCAGAAGAAGUUGAAGAAGCAAGCCAUGGCAUUGGCAGUAACAGCAAGGAGGAAGGGAGAUUGUUUAGCUCAUUUUCUUUUGAAGACUAUGCUUGGAGAGUCUAUCAUGAGCCUCUCCUCUUGAAAGACCCACUUGAUAAAUACCGUAUAAUUAAUUAGCUAGAUUAUUUUCAUUCUCUCUCUCACACACAUUCUUUUCUUAGUUAAUUUUUUUUCUUCUUUUUAUGAAUUUGGAAUUGCUAUAUUCCUUUUUUAUUUGCUUGCUUUUUGUUAUUUUUUCAUUUGGGUGAUAUUUAAUUUAUUUUCUGAUUUUAUGUUAAAUGAGAUUAGAUGUUCAAUCA